UUUGUAGAGAUUUUUCAUUUAUUCUUUAUAUAUUCUAUUGUGUAUUCCUUGGAUACUUUCAUCUUUUCUACUGUACGAUUGAAGUAAAUGUGGGAAGCGUUUAACAACAGCCAUUUACUUCAAAGAUUUUUCUCAAUGUUAUUCUUAUUUAUUUAUAAGAGUCUUACUGAUCAUUUAAUUAGUGUUUUGCACUGGCCAAUUUAGGCUAAGUGGUUUGUUGUUUAAACUAGUAGAGUUCAUACCACAGUACACCACACGAUGGCAGUAUUUGAGCAGGAAACAAGUCCCCUUGGAUACUAAUCUUUAGGAUUUAAACAUUUCAGCAACAAUGAGUUAUAGUGAUUUUUUUUUUUUAAGAUAAUAAAGCUAUAGACAUACGAUACGUGACCUAAUACAUUACAAACAAACCGGUGGGUUAGCUUAAAAUCAAUAUAUGACUUCAUGUUUGCCAUUGAGAAUAUUUGAGAAUAACAAUUCCAUAAAGACGUUUCUAUUAGUUUUAAUGCCACAUCCGGUUGUACCCUUCACUAAAAAUUAAAUGUAGGCGAGUGUCACAUAUAACAUAAUAAAAUGCAAUCAUCUUCAUUUGAUGUGAUGUUAGUCUGUUUGUUGGCUUUUGUUGUUGUUGUUGUUGUUGUAAGCCUGGUACUCUCAACACAACUCAAUUUAAAUCCUGUCUUUGAGCAACAGAGCGCACAUACGGGUUAUUCUGCUCUGACAGCCAGGCAUGACAGGUCAUCUGUGACGUGUCGCUCUCUCAAAAGUAACAAAUAUGAACCAAAACAUAAAAUAAUGCACAACGUUGUUGUUUCUCUCAAAAUGUGGGCCCUUUUGUCUUCAUGUUCUCAUAGGAAAGAACGAGACCCCGCCUGCAAAAGUCAUGUGAACAGAUCCGCAACCAUUAAACUUGUUUCAGAGGAUUGUAAAACUCCAGGAAGUGAUCAAUAAGACACAGGAAUUGAAGUUAACAUUUUACAGGUGCAGAAAAUGGCGGGACGGCUCCUUCAGCUCCUCGCCUUGUGGACUAUCGUGGUCGGCGUUGUGCAGUGCUGUCCAGAGCUCUGCAGCUGCCAGGAUAAAUUUGCCCACCAGUUUGCUGACUGUUCUUACAAAGACCUGCUGGUGGUCCCCCUGGGUCUGCCCUCCAACGUUACCACCGUGAGCCUUUCUGCCAAUAAAAUCAAAAUACUGAAAAGUAAAAGCUUCAUCAAUAUCACGCAGGUCACCUCUCUCUGGCUGGCCUUCAAUGAGAUAGUUACCAUCGAAACGGACACCUUGGCCGCCCUCGUCCAGCUCCGCAACCUGGACAUCAGCUACAACAAAAUUGUGAACUUUCCGUGGCAGGAUCUGCUCAACCUUACAGCCCUGCAGCUUCUCAAAAUGAACAACAAUGAGAUGCUGAACCUUCCUAAGGACGCCUUCUCCACUCUCAAAGACCUGAGGUCGCUGCGCAUCAAUAACAACAAGUUCACCACCAUCGUGCAGGGCACCUUUAAUGCUCUCACCUCCAUGUCACACCUUCAGAUUUUUAACAACCCCUUCACAUGCUCCUGCAGCCUGGAGUGGCUGAGGGAUUGGAUUCUGACAACAAAGAUUUCUGUCCCCGAGCCAAAUUUAGUUUCAUGCGAGGCCCCUGAACACCUGAAGGGCACAAUGGUUACAUUGAUUCCCAAACUGGACUGCAAGGCCCCCACUGUCAAAAUCUCCUACGAGCCCAACAUUGAGAUCACAGAGCUCUACGAGGGUUCAACGGUUAUUUUAAAUGAUCAGGCACUAGGCAGCCCCACACCACAGGUCAGCCGGGAGGUCACUGGGAAUUGCAGCUGCUCUGCUGUUGAGCUGCAGAUAACAUGGAUCACCCUCACACUGGCUGUAACAGUGUCUGGGAUUUUCAGAUAGGCUUUGUGCAAUUGACUAUUUUAAACUAAGCAUUCCUUUCUUUUCUUUUUUAUGCUUUUGUGUUGGGCCAAACCUCCUGUUUUUUCAAACUAAGCAUUCCCUUAAGGGAUUAAGAAAGUAUUCUUUAGCUUUUAAAGUUAAUCAAAUCUUGAGAAUCUUCCAGUUAUUUUGGUGGGGAUUAUACCGUGUGUGAUUUUGUGUCAACAAAAAUAUCAUAAUAAUGAAUGGCAAUAACACACAAUGCAUUAUUAAUAAGUACCAAUGAAAGGUAACAAGUUAAAAUGGACCCCUCCCCAUACAGUGUCAACUCAUAAUCAGAUAAACUGAUAUCUCCAAAAGUUCAGACAAAGCUAUGAACUAAGGAUUCAACCUUAUUGCUUGUAGUAAGUUAAACAAGUGUGACUCAAAGUAUAGAUUCAUGAACAUAUUCUCUUACUAAUCAUUGAAUUAGUGUUUUGCACUGGGCACUUUAGGCUAAGUGGUUUGUUGUUUAAACUAGCAGUGUGCAUACCACAGUACACCACACGAUGGCAGUAUUUGAGCAGGAAACAAAUGCCCUCGGAUACUAAUCCUUAGGAUAUAAACAUUUGAGCAACAAUUAUGACUUGUAGUGUUUUUUUUUUAAAGAUAAUAAAGUAGACAUAAGUGACCAUAUACAUUACAAAUAGACCAGUGAGUGAGCUUAAAAUAAAUAUAGAGCUUCAUGUUUGCGAUUGACAACAUUUGAGAAUAACAAUUCCAUAAAGACGUUACUAUUAGUUUUUAUGCCACAUCCAGUUGUACCCUUCACUAAAGCUUGACGUUGGCUAGUGUCACAUAACAUAAUGAAAUGCAAUCAACUUAUCUUUAUCUGAUGUGAUGUGAAGAUUAUGGGUCUUUUCUCUAUACGUUUCCUCUGAAUUCAGCCUAUGGUCCUUUUUGUUUGUUUGGUUGUUUGUUUGUUGGCUUUUGUUGUUGUUGUAUUUAUAUUCGAGCAAUGCUGGAAAUGUAAGCCUGGCACUCUCAACACAACUAAACUUAAAUCCUGUUUUAGCAUUUGGAAGCUGCUGUCCUGUCCUUUAAUUAAAAACAAUAGUCUGCAGCCACACCGAAUGAGGUCAAAGAUUAGGCUUGGGUCGGGGUAAUAAAUAAAACAUAGGGUCCUGAAUUAUGAAUUUUCUUUGAGGGUGGAGGACCCGGAGCUUCUGUAUCUUUAAUAGUGAGGAGAGAGAUGGGAGAGGCUGCGCGUGCACGGUUUCUUUUUCUUGUUCCGCGGCAUCGGGAACGCGCAGUGGAUCUCACACUCGCUGGAGAGGAAAAAAGCGACGGACCGAAACAGCUACUCACCGGGAAAAUGUUCCCUCCACCGCCCUUCAUCAUCGCUGUCGACGCCUGCAAAAGUCAUGUGAACAGAUCCGCAGCAUUAAAGGACUCCAGUUUUUUCGACCAUUAAACUUGUUUCAGAGGAUUGUAAAACUCCAGGAAGUGAUUAAUAAGACACAGGAAUUGAAGUUAACAUUUUACAGGUGCAGAAAAUGGCGGGACGGCUCCUUCAGCUCCUCGCCUUGUGGACUAUCGUGGUCGGCGUUGUGCAGUGCUGUCCAGAGCUCUGCAGCUGCCAGGAUAAAUUUGCCCACCAGUUUGCUGACUGUGCUUACAAAGACCUGCUGGUGGUCCCCCUGGGUCUGCCCUCCAACGUUACCACCGUGAGCCUUUCUGCCAAUAAAAUCAACAUACUGAAAAGUAAAAGCUUCAUCAAUAUCACGCAGGUCACCUCUCUCUGGCUGGCCCACAAUGAGAUAGUUACCAUAGAAACGGACACCUUGGCCGCCCUCGUCCAGCUCCGCAACCUGGACAUCAGCUACAACAAAAUUGUGAACUUUCCAUGGCAGGAUCUGCUCAACCUUACAGCCCUGCAGCUUCUCAAAAUGAACAACAAUGAGAUGCUGAACCUUCCAAAGGACGCCUUCUCCAAUCUCAAAGACCUGAGGUCGCUGCGCAUCAAUAACAACAAGUUCACCACCAUCGUGCAGGGCACCUUUAAUGCUCUCACCUCCAUGUCACACCUUCAGAUUUUUAACAACCCCUUCACUUGCUCCUGCAGCCUGGAGUGGCUGAGGGAUUGGAUUCUGACAACAAAGAUUUCUGUCCCCGAGCCAAAUUUAGUUUCAUGCGAGGCCCCUGAACACCUGAAGGGCACAAUGGUUACAUUGAUUCCCAAACUGGAUUGCAAAGCCCCCACCGUCAAAAUCUCCUACGAGCCCAACAUUGAGAUCACAGAGCUCUACGAGGGUUCAAUGGUUAUCUUAAAUUGUGAGGCACUAGGCAGCCCCACACCACAGGUCAGCUGGGAGGUCACUGCAGGAAAUCAGAAUAAUUUGUUCCCCUUGCCCUCUACUGGAGAGGCAAAUGAUGUGCCAAUUAAUGAUAAAACGACCAACAAUCGUUUCCUCAUCUUUAGAAACGGCUCUCUCAUCAUCCCUCGCAUGAGCAAAAAAGAAGAUGGGAAUUACAGCUGCUCUGCGGUGAAUGAUUUAGGUAAAGCAGAGAGCGGUGUUAAACUGGCUAUGACAGGCACCCCGAAAAGUGGCAGCGAUUCAACGGUGGACAAGAUCCGUCCAUCUGUAAAAAAGCCAGAGCCCAAGAUGUCCAAAACUAAUGACAUAAACUGGACCAAGCUUGACGAAAAGACAAAGGGCAGUGCUGGCAGUUCAUCAGACAAAAAUGCUGUGAUGGGGCAGGGCGAUGGCUCAAAGAACCCCAACUUUGCAAGCAAGUGUGGCGUGAGAGAAAGUAGUGAAUACAUCACGAACCACGCCUUCAACCUGAGCUUGGAUGACCUGAAGCAGUACACGUUUGAUUUUGGUGUUAUUGCAUUAGAAGUGUCGGAGACAGAGGCCAAAGUGCAGCUGAAUCCCCUGCAGCUUCCCAGCAGCAAAUCUAACCUUCAUCUGAGCCACACUGAAAACCAGGAAACAGUAAAUAAAGAAGCCAUCGGGCAGUUACAGUCCUCGACCAGUAAAACCACACUGGACAUGCUGUACCUCUGUGUAAAUACAGGCAAUGGACACUCCAUGGUUCAGUGGUCCAAUAUAGAGGAGGGGGUUAAUGCCUACCGCUUCCAUGGUUUACAGCCUGGCACCAAUUACACACUUUGUCUGACUUAUGGGGGGCAGGACUGCCAAGUCCAAGUUGUGUUCACAACCAGGAAGAAGAUCCCCUCCCUGCUCAUCAUUGUGGUUGUCAGCAUUUUCCUACUGGGCCUGGCCACUGUUCCGUUACUGGGGGCCACCUGCUGCCAUUUGUUGUACAAAUACCAAGGGAAGACCUACAAGCUGAUCAUGAAGGCUCAGAAUCCGGACCAGAUGGAGAAACAAAUGACUGGAGAUUUUGAUCCCAGGGCGUCUUUUGUGGAGUCAGAGAAAACCUUCGACCCCAGCGAGUUAGGAGAGGGGGAGGCCGAUGAGGAGGACGGAGACGGAGAGGCUGAUGGGAGCGUGGUGACGGAGUCCAUCCCCGGAUCCUCAUCCAAAACCAACCCGGAGGAGUUUGAGGUGGGCUCGGAGUACAGUGACAGGUUACCGCUGGGGGCAGAGGCAGUCAACAUCUCGGAGGAGAUCAACGGGAACUACAAGCAGCCCAGCCGCUGAGCUCUGCGAGUACACUGUAACAUAUUUUACUUUAAGUAGCCUUACAUCCAAGCAGGUAACUCACCCACCAUUUAUUCACGUGAACAACGAUGGCUUAUCAUGCAUAAAAAGGUGGAUCUUGUCAUUUAUUUUACCUCAGAAAGUAAUCCGUCGAUCACCUGAGAUUGUGAUUUGAUUCAUGUGGCAUUUGUAGUCUACUGUACGGUUAAAAUAAGCAACACACGUUUACAAUACAAGCACAGAUUUCUACAGUUUAUAAGACCUUGAAACUGACAGGAAAGCAGCACAAAUGUUCUCUUUCUGCAGGACAGUGACACACGGGCAAUAUUGUGCACACGGCGAGGUGCGGAGUUUGCCGGAGUUACGCGUAACUGAAAGGAGAAAAAGAUAUUGAAUCACCGUUUUGGAGAUUACAAAAACAAAAAGUGCCAUAUGUUUUAAAGCCAUUUAAAAAAAACUCACACCAGGGACCAAUUGCUCUUUCUUAACUGGGUCUGAUGUGGAUGAGAAAUAAAUCUCAUAGUUACCAUCUCCUCAGGUGUCGCCACUCCGGCUCCGCUUUACGCAUCCAGUCGCAGAUUUGGAUGAAGAUUUUUCAUUAAAUGAUGCUAGUUCACACAUGGGUGUCGGUGCUGAUUUGCCCACUGUCAUGUGAGUCCAAAAAUGGAAAUAUCACUCUUAACUGUGUUGUGCUUGACGGGAAAUCCCAGGUUAUUUACCAACAAAAUGUUGUUUGACGUAAUGUAAGGCUUUAAAAAUGUGCGACUUUAACCUCUUAAUCCACGGGUGCUUGCUAUACUCUCGCUUUUUACAAUUAACGUGUCCAUGGCAUGUCACACGUAUUUCCUUGUGUGGUUUUUAUUAGUGUAGUGUAGAGGACUUUAGAUGUUACUGUCUAACUGUGAUGUAAAGCCAUGUGAAUUUAAAUUAUUUUUUUUUUUACGGUAAGUUUCUAUGAAGCCUCAACGAAAGGGCGCACUGACUGUCUUGUAAUUGGAUAUAGUGAGUUUUUGUGAACUGUUGUAAAACGAAACUAAAAACAAAACCCGUGACCUUUCAAGAUUUUUUGAUAUCAUUUUAUGUAAGUGGAAUUAAUAAAACAUGAAACUAUA
This is a messenger RNA of Trematomus bernacchii (emerald rockcod), 6640 nucleotides long. RefSeq names its product immunoglobulin superfamily containing leucine-rich repeat 2 (gene islr2). NCBI's taxonomy places the organism in Eukaryota, Metazoa, Chordata, Actinopteri, Perciformes, Nototheniidae. Bases 3414 to 5528 code for a protein of 704 amino acids. The transcript is spliced from 3 exons. The record is from RefSeq and is a predicted model, not a curated record. Gene Ontology annotation, molecular function: protein binding.